Molecule: messenger RNA, 1968 nt
Organism: Vitis riparia (riverbank grape)
Lineage: Eukaryota; Viridiplantae; Streptophyta; Magnoliopsida; Vitales; Vitaceae
Product: putative pentatricopeptide repeat-containing protein At5g47460
Exons: 1
Coding region: 53-1858 (601 amino acids)
Biological process (GO): RNA modification
Molecular function (GO): RNA binding; protein binding
Source: RefSeq, a predicted model, not a curated record
UUUUUGGUAGUGAAAGCGUAGCUAAUGUUACAAUGUUAAGGUUUCCAAAGCUAUGCAAAGAUCUUUCUCAGAGUUAGUCCAAAAGUGCCUGCAAAAUCAAAACCAGUCCCAUCAUCUUAUUCUAAGGCACACUUAUGCAAACCAUGUACAUAAAAUUUACCCCCCAAAAGAGGGAGAGUCUGAAGCAUGGAGCAAUCUCACUUGGGCACUCACCCAAGGUGGCAACAGAACUGAGAUUGCCUUAUCCGAGGCCUCUGGAGUGAUUAAUUCUGGCACCAAACCAAAUGCCUAUGCUCUACUCCAUUUGGUCCGAGCCUCAACCAACCUGGGUUUGAUCCCUUUCGGCCUGCAGCUUCAUAGCUAUAUUCUGCGAUCUGGGUUUGGUUCCAAUGUCUUUGUCUCCACAGCCCUCCUUAAUUUUUACAUCAGAAUUGAGUCACUGAAAUAUGCGCACAAUGUGUUUGUUGAAAUUCCUGAACCCAGUGUAGUGUCUUGGAAUUCUUUGAUUUCUGGGUAUGCACAUGCUGGGCAGUUUCGCGCGGCACUGGGUUUGUUUCUUAAGCUUGAGAGGUCUGAUAUUUGCGCGGAUGCCUUCUCAUUCACUGCCGCAUUAGCUACAUGUGGCCAUCUAAGUUUGUUGCGGCUUGGCGAGUCAAUUCACUCCAAAAUUGUGAAGUCUGGCCUAGAGUGGAGUGUCGUUGUUGCGAAUUGCUUGGUUGACAUGUAUGGAAAAUGUGGGUAUGUGCAAGAGGCUAUUCGGGUCUUUGAUAGCAUAAUUGAUAAGGACAUUAUUUCAUGGAAUACAGUUAUAUCUGCAAGUGCCAGAAACCGAAAACUUGAACAAGCAUUCAGUUAUUUGAGGCAGAUGCCUGAACCUGAUACAAUCUCAUAUAAUGAAUUGAUCAAUGGCAUUGCACAGUUUGGCAACAUGGAAGAUGCUAUUCAGAUUUUGUCGAGUAUGCCAAGCCCGAAUUCAUCUUCAUGGAAUUCAAUAAUAACCGGAUAUGUAAACCGGGAUCUUUCAUGGGAAGCGCUAGACUUCUAUAGCAAAAUGCAGUCAAAAGACAUUGAAAUGGAUCGGUUCACAUUUUCAAGCAUUUUGAGUGGCAUUGCAAGUCUGGCGGCCUUAAAAUGGGGGGUGUUGAUCCAUUGUUGCACUAUAAAGUGUGGCUUGGAUGAGUCUAUAGUUGUUGGGAGUGCUCUCAUUGACAUGUACUCCAAAUGCGGGCAGGUAAAGAAUGCUGAAAUGUUGUUUCAGUCACUACCCAGAAAGAAUUUGGUAACUUGGAAUGCAAUGAUCUCUGGCUUUGCUCACAAUGGCAACUUCACUGAGGUGAUCAAACUGUUUAAGCAGUUGAAAACUGAGAGGGACUUGAAACCCGAUGGGAUUACAUUCCUUAAUGUUCUAUUGGCAUGUUCACAUAAUCAAAUUCCAUUACAGGUUGCCAUCCAGUACUUUGAGUCUAUGAUAAAAGACCAUGGGAUUGAACCAACAGCUGAGCACUGUUGCUCCAUGAUUCGGCUUAUGGGACAGAGAGGUGAGGUUUGGAGGGCAGAGCGAAUGAUAUGCGAACUGGGAUUCAGCUCGUGUGGGCUGGUCUGGAGAUCUUUGCUUGGUGCAUGUGGAGCUUGUGGGGAUUUGGACGUUGCAGAAGUUGCAGCUGCGAAGGUGAUUGAAUUGGAGGGUCAUAAUGAGUUUGUGUAUGUGAUGAUGUCUAACAUGUAUGCAUGUUAUGGGAAAUGGGGAGAUGUCAGUGUAGUUAGGAAGCUGAUGAGGGAGAGAGGGGUGAGAAAAGGAGCUGGCUGCAGCUGGAUUCAGGUGGCAAAUGUGAUCCCAGCUUCAUCCAUGAUGGGAUGACCAGUGGCAUCUCUUUUACUACAAAAUCCAAAUUGCCAACAUGGGUGUGAAAAAUGAGUUGGGUUCGCUUUUACUUUACCCUGCUUAAUGGGACAUGUUACUUUCCAUUA